UAGAAUCCUAGGUUGGCUAGCGUCUUAGUGGGCCCCGCCUCCCCCCAGAACCCCUCGCCACGACCAGCCUCCCUGCUCCGGCGAUGCGGCGGCUACCCUUGCGACUCUUGCGCUCAGCGGCGGUCGCAUCAGUCCGGAGGCCUGUCCCCUCCCGUGUCGGCUGUCCUGUCCCUCCCACGACGCAACCGCCGGCGGAGACAGCCAUCGCGCCGGCCAACCUCGCCCGCUGGCUACCGCGGAGAGGGUACUCCCAGUUCGCGAGCGGUUUCACCCCCCUACAGCCAAAGACUCUGGGAUCCAUCCUCGACAUCGAGCGCGCCAAGGGCCUGUCCCCCGAACACCUCGUCGCCGCCUGGGAUGACUACCAUUUGGGAAGAGGUCAUAUAGGAACAUCCAUGAAAGCAAAGCUUUACCAUCUCUUGGAACAAAGAUCGUCCACAUGUCGAUAUUUUGUUAUUCCUUUGUGGAGAGGAAGUGGAUAUACUACCAUGUUUAUGCAAGUGCAGAUGCCACACAUAAUCUUCACAGGACUUGAAGACUAUAAAGCAAGAGGAACUCAAGCAAGCCCAUACUACACAGUCACUCAUUAUACAGAGUUUGCAGAAACCAAGGAUACAGUGCUUGUGCGAGGAGAUGUUGUCUUCACCAGUAAACUGACUGAUUCGGAGGCGAAGUGUCUUUUAGAGACUGCUCACUCAUUCUACCUGAAUGAUGUGCGGUACAAGCUUGUAGAGCGCUUCAAUAAAGAAACACAUGAUUUCGAGUUCAAAGAUGUCCUUCAAGUGCUUGAUAUGCCUACCAUGUGAGAAAAAAAACUCAAGUCCUCGUGCAACAGCAAAAGUUUCUUGUCAGCCUGAAAUUACUGCUAACAUUGAAGUUACCGUUCUUUUCCCUCCUUUUCUUGCAAACGACACUGGAUAUCGCUCUGACUGAGCGUUAGUUCAUCUUGUUGGAAAAGUUUUGAGGCAUUCCAUAACUAUUUGCUGUUGUUUCUCUUAGUCUAUUCGAUGGAUUUAUUUGUAUUUCAUUAUGCUCUCUUAUUAAAGCGAUUCAUAAUUUUUUCCCUAA
This is a messenger RNA of Brachypodium distachyon (stiff brome), 1068 nucleotides long. RefSeq lists its product as uncharacterized. NCBI's taxonomy places the organism in Eukaryota, Viridiplantae, Streptophyta, Magnoliopsida, Poales, Poaceae. Bases 84 to 806 code for a protein of 240 amino acids. Gene Ontology annotation, cellular component: mitochondrion. The transcript has 4 exons. Gene Ontology annotation, biological process: mitochondrial proton-transporting ATP synthase complex assembly. The record is from RefSeq and is a predicted model, not a curated record.